Molecule: messenger RNA, 1009 nt
Organism: Sceloporus undulatus (fence lizard)
Lineage: Eukaryota; Metazoa; Chordata; Lepidosauria; Squamata; Phrynosomatidae
Product: double-stranded RNA-specific adenosine deaminase-like
Exons: 6
Coding region: 296-922 (208 amino acids)
Biological process (GO): RNA processing; adenosine to inosine editing
Cellular component (GO): nucleolus; cytoplasm
Molecular function (GO): tRNA-specific adenosine deaminase activity; double-stranded RNA adenosine deaminase activity; double-stranded RNA binding
Source: RefSeq, a predicted model, not a curated record
GUGAAGAUGGUGUAGAGCCAGAAAAAACCCUCUACGAGGACAGUUCUCCCAGUGAGACAGAAUUGUCUGAACAUACUGAGCCAGAACCUUCAGCCACAACGCCACAACUCAGCAUCUCUGGGAAAAACCCUGUCAGCGCUCUGAUGGAAUACGCACAGAAGUCGGGGAGCGUUUGUGAAUUCCAGCUGCUUUUCAGGAUGGGCCUCCCCAUGAUCCCAAGUUCAAAUAUUGCGUGAAGGUGGGUGAUCGUGUUUUCCCUGCUGUGGUGUCUAACAGCAAGAAGGGAGCAAAACAGAUGGCUGCUGAGGCUGCCAUGAAAGGCCUCAGUGAGGACACGAGUGGCUUACUAGAGCAGACAGAGGACCAGGAUGACCAACCAUUAGAAGUGUCUGGCAGCCAGCUUACGAAUCUGGAGGAGACCAAGACAGCCAGUGCAAAGGGUGUUGGCGAGUUGAUCAAGUAUUUGAACUCCAACCCUGUCAGUGGCCUACUGGAAUAUGCCCGGGCCAAUGGCUUUGCUGCAGAAUUCAAGCUGAUUGAACAGACAGGCCCACCCCCAGACCCAAAGUUUGUCUUCCAAGCCAAAGUGGGAGGACGCUGGUUCCCCGCCGUCACUGCACACAGCAAAAAACAGGGCAAGCAGGAGGCAGCUGAUGCGGCGCUCCGGGUUCUGAUCGGAGAGAACGAGAAGGCCGAACACACCGAAGCCUUGACGAUCACUGAGCUGCCCGUGAGUGGAAGUACCCUUCAUGACCAGAUAGCAAUGCUCAGCCACCAGCGGUUCAACACGCUCACCGCUCGCAUCCAACACAGUUUGCUUGGACGCAAGAUCCUGGCUGCCAUCAUCAUGCGGCGAGGGCAGGAGGGCCUUGGAGUUGUGGUGAGCAUUGGGACAGGUAAGCCAUUUCAGUUUGGGAUGUGACCCCAUAUUGUAGGGUAAGUUUUGUGAUUGUUGGAAUCACAAGUUAGGUUAGUUUUCCAUAGUUCAUCUGACAAAGGCUCAUACAUU